This is a messenger RNA of Amphibalanus amphitrite, 3822 nucleotides long. RefSeq names its product rab3 GTPase-activating protein catalytic subunit-like. The coding region runs from base 141 to 2924 and encodes 927 amino acids. Gene Ontology annotation, biological process: positive regulation of GTPase activity. The transcript is spliced from 19 exons. NCBI's taxonomy places the organism in Eukaryota, Metazoa, Arthropoda, Thecostraca, Balanomorpha, Balanidae. The record is from RefSeq and is a predicted model, not a curated record. Gene Ontology annotation, molecular function: GTPase activator activity.
UUGGGAUGGGUACCGAUCAUAACAAAGACAUAGAUCAUAGAAGUACAAGACACAACGAGCUUCAGCAAGCCUGCUUGCGCACCACUUAUUUCCUGAGAUCUAGGACAAUAAAAUACUGAAAACCUCCAAGGCCUUCUACAAUGUGUGAUGCUGAGGAUGGUGAGGGAGAGGUGUUUGAAAUCACUGAUUUCACCUCCGCUUCGGACUGGGAGCGGUUCAUUGGCUCUGUCACAGAACUCCUGCAUGAGUGGAAGGCUGACAAGGAGCCUCUCACAGCUCCUGAAGGAAAGGAGGCACCAGCAGCAACACCUUCCCGGCCCAUCCUGCAACAAUCUGAGGUCGAUUUUGCUGGUUGCCGCUUCACCGUAACAUUCGUCGACCUUCCCGGCCGAGCGGAGCGUCGCUCCAGCGUGCCCUCGGCCCCCUCUGCCGAUCCCUCGGACCCCUCUGCCGACCCCUCCGUCCCCUCUGGCGCUCCGCCGGCGUCCCCACGGUCCGGAGAGGACAGUGAUGACGAGCCGGAGCGUCUGCCGCCGGCGCUGGACGAACUGCGCUCAGCCACCGCCGACUUCCGGCCCGGCGCGGCGGCGCACCCGGUGGCGGAGGCGUUUGGCGUCCGGAGGUUCAUCACGGUGCGUCCCAGCGCCGAGCCGGGCGUCAACAGCGAGAGCAAGGCGCGCAUCCUGCUGAGCUCCCUGCACAUGGCACUGCGAGAGGCUGCCUGGGACAUUCCGAUGUUCGUUCAGGUGCACCGGCUGGCGAUGCAGUACUUCAUGGGCACCUGCGUGGGAGAAGGUGUGCUGGUGGAGUUCUACACGAUCCUGCUGAAGCGCGCCCCUCCGCACCUCUAUUACCUGUCCGGCCUGCUGGACCUGUUCAAGCAGAAGUUAUCUGCCCGCGCGGUGCCGGCUGUGUCGGUCUCCCUCCGUCUGCAGUACACGGUGGACGACUUUGGAGGGCUGACCUACUGCGGGGAGGCGGCGGACCCGGCCGAGCUGGAGGCCGUGCUGCCUGACCUGGACGGAGAGACUGCGCUGCCGCUGGACGCUGCCGAGGGACUCGAGCCGCUGGCUGGCCUGGACCUGAUGGCCUGCUGGCACCAGGUGGCCGAGACACUGCUGGUGGAGGACUCCUACAGCCAGCUGAACCCGCGCCACGCGCCCCUCUGGAGGGUCCGCGCACGGCCCGCAGCUCGUGCGGUGGGACUGCUCGGACUGUGCCUGAAGGACGUGUGGAUGUUCUGCCACCGGAGAGACACGUUUGAAGAUCUCGUGGGCCGCGCCAUAAUCGACACACCACCGCAGGGUCAGGCGCCGGACGUCACAGCGGCCCUGUCCCGUCUGACCGGGCCGGGCGGCCGCGCCGGGGCUGUGCCCGGCCGCUCCACCCACCACCAGGCGGGCCACAGACACCUGGACGAUACCACCGAGUAUGUGAACCGGCUGUGCGAGCAGCUCUUCAACCAGGAGCAGGAGGUGGCGCCACCACCGCCGGCUGUGCCAGCCAGCCUACCCCGCUCAGUCAAGACCCAACUGACCGAGGUCAAGUCCAGCCGUCCGGGCGACCUGCUGUGGCGGCUGGCGCGCGUCGUCUGCCUCCUGGCCCGCUCGCGCUCCUCGUCGCUGCUCUGCCGGGUGUGGGAGCGCUUUCUGCAGCAGCUGAGAGGCCACUGGGAGACCGUCCAGCCCGUCCCAGGGGUGGAGGAGGGGAGUCCGAGCUACAAUACAUCGCUGCUCCAUCAGAAGCUUCAGAUGCUCAACUGCUGUAUCCAGAAACGUGCUCAGGGAAUGAAGAGCUCUCAGGACGCUCUGGAUAGCGGAGAGGCCAAAGCGGAGGAUGAGACUGAGGACGACGACGAGUUUUUCGACGCUCCCGACGAGGGCCCGUCGGAGGAGGCGGACUGUGCGCGGCAGCAGCGGCUGCCCUGGAACCAGCCCGAGGGGCGUCUGAAGCCGUGCGGCUCCCUGCGGCUGCUGGAGACGGGGGAGCGGCUCUACAUCCCCGUCACUCAGGACGUGGCGCCGAUGACCGAGGACCGGCUCCAGGAGCAGUCGGAGGUUCUCGUCAGCCUGGGUACAGACUCAGAAGGAUGUCAGCUGCGGGCGCGAAUGAUGGCCGCGUCACUCACAUCCGACAUGGAGGCGUUCAAGGCCGCCAACCCGGGCAGCACGCUGGGCGACUUUGUCCGCUGGUACUCGCCCCGUGACUGGAUCCAGGAGGAGUCAGAUGACUCCGGUAAAUCGGGGUCGCUGAGUGCGCGGAUGCAGAUCGCCGACAACCUUUGGCUGGAAGCGUGGUCCGGCUCCAAGCCGGUCCCGGCGCGCCGCCAGCGACGUCUGUUCGAUGAGACUCGCGAGGCGGAGCGGCUGUUUCACCAGCUGGUGACGCUGCGUCCGGCGCAGCUCGUCCAGAUGCUGUCGCCGAUGAUCUACCACGCUGCCAUCUAUCGACUGGUGGAGGAACUAGAGCCUGCCGAUCUGCCCGCCAUUGGACAGCAGCUGGAGGAGGCCGUACGCCGCCUCCACUCUGCAGCCAAGGCCGACUGGGACGACAAAUCCUACGAUGGGGUCGGUCAGCUUAUCGCCACAUGUGAACACUACGUGCUCCGACGGCGCUCCCUGGCGCUGAAACUGGACGGCGUCCCAGAGAAAGACAAGUUCGUGCAGCUGCUGAUAGGUGGCGUUGAGGUGCCGGUGCCCGGAGGCCCUAAUGGCGACGCGGCGAGGCGACUGGAAAGGCUGUUGACUGGAGACCAGGCUGACCAGCGACUGCCUCCGCCGGCCUCUAAGGAGUACAUUCUGCGCGUGCCGUGCCGGCGGCCGGGCGCGGCGUCGCGGCCGCUGCCGCAGCGCCUGCACUGCCGGGUCUCGGAGGACACGUUCCGUCUGUCGGCCUCUCUCAGUCAGGACAGUGUGUUCAGCUGAGCGGCCCGGUCCGGUGGGUGCCACGCAGAGCGCCAGACGACCUCGCCUUGGGUAGCUAGUGCUGUGCGGUGGGCGAAAUGAAUUAUAUAUUGGUUUGGUAUAUCAGGGACGGGGACGGAGCGGGUCGCGCGGGCCCACCGUUGUUCUGGGGAACAGGGAUAGGAGCUGUGGGGAUGCGAGAAAUACGACCUGUUCCCAGCGGAUCAGUCCCGUGGUUGUGCCCCGCGACGCGACGCCCGUGUUGGGUGAACCUCGGACUGAAAAAGACCAGUCAUAGACCACAUUUAAUAGAUAGGCAUAGCGGUACGCAGAGGUCUAUGGACGAGCUGAUACCGGGGCUGAAAUGUCUUCCGGUAGUGAUAUCCAAUAGCUUCGGGAGAAAGCAUGUCUUUCUCUUUGUGCAUUGGCUUUCUUUGCUUUGCCGCUGCUUUGGCGUCCUUGACAUCGAGCGUUGGCUUUGUGCGUAGUGCGUAGUGCUGAAUAGGCUAGCGAAGCACCUUAUGCUAUCACUGAUGCUAGCGUAGCUCUGAUGCUAGUGUAGCUCUGCUGCUAGCGGCUCGGUCCGUCCGUCCCCUGCGGUGUAGGGCGGACCGAGCGAGAGCGGCACGGCCCGUCCUUAGCCGCCACCGGCAGCUGCGGCGCCGGACAGGCCGGCUCGAGCGGCCGCCGCCGCAUCUACUGACGGUACGCUCGGUAACUACCAGCGUUUGGGGUGAAGGCUGGGUGUCAUCUGGUGACUGAUUGUUCGUGUUAUUUCAGUGAUGCCGUCAUGUGCGACUUUGGAAGCUGUGUUUCGUAGUGAGAACUGUGUCUUGUGGAUAGUUGUUUCUGGUUAAUUUGUGCGCUGUCAUGGUGGUUUGUGUGGCUAUGGAUGCAACUUAAAAUCAGGUUAAUCGUA